AUGAGCUAUUCUGACGGAAAAAGGACUCUCGCUGAAACCGUUUAUGCGAGGCUCGCGGUGAACCGCAAGAAGGAUGGGAAGCCGUGGCUUGGACAAUCAAGAAUCGAGCCGAUCCAAGCAAUCCACAAUGGCCAAAUAGCAUUGAAGGUGUUGCUCGUCAAGACAAACAGUUCGAAUGUUGGAACCAGGGAAACCCACAAC
Molecule: messenger RNA, 201 nt
Organism: Mesorhabditis belari
Lineage: Eukaryota; Metazoa; Nematoda; Chromadorea; Rhabditida; Rhabditidae
Source: the annotation of a GenBank genome assembly